UUAGAAAUGAUUUAUAGAUCCUAUUUCUUGUUGAUGUUUGGGGUGAUGAUUCGAGUCCAAUGGAGUUAUUAUCUUGUAAAUAGUUGAAAAGGAUGUGAUUUAGGAUAUAUCAUUCAUUAACAAUGUUCAGUAAUAGAGGUAAGGAAUCAGAAGAGGAAAUAUUCCACUGAGGAAACAUAAGGAAUCUUCUUCAGUCUCCUGUCAAAACUUGGUUGGCAUGCAUUUCAAACCCCAAUUCAAUGGACGAGAUAGAUUGAGGACUUUGUCUCUUGACAAAUCAAUUCUGAUAAUGAAAGGAGCAUUAAUCAUCACUGUUGCAUUAAAACAAGAAUUGAGGUGUGUCGAGAUGGAUUCAGCAGCAGGUGGGAUCGCCAGGACCAAGUCAGACCAACUGGAGAUGGCACCACCACGGCCACCGACUCUGAGCCCCACUCCAUCAGCUGAAUCCAUGCCGGUCGCAGACGCUAAUGGCGGUCCGAGCUUGUCGAGGAAGUCGAGCCUGGGGAAGAAGCUGGUGGGAUCUUCGCCAGCCACGAAAGCAGGACACCACCUGAGAAGCACGCGAAGUGGACACAUGAAGGUGGACUGCGAAGACGGUGGCAGUGGUGGAAGCUUGAGCCGAGCCUCCAGUGCGAGUCUGGGCUUCUCCUUCUCCUUCACUGGCUUCACUGCUCUCCCUGAAGACAUUGUUUCUGACAUCACUGCUCUCACUGGCGGUGACAAAGGAAUUGAUCUCGAGCCUGGAAGAUCUCGAAAAAGGCUGAUGUCAGAGACAACUUAUCCCAUAUAUGUGAAGUUUACAGAGGUCAGAUACAAGGUAAUCCUCAGAGGAAUUACGAGAACCAACGAGAAAGAUAUCCUCCAAGGCAUCACAGGUUCAGCCAAACCGGGAGAACUCUUGGCCUUGAUGGGUCCUUCCGGCAGUGGGAAGACCACGCUCCUCAGCCUCCUCUCCGGAAGAACAGCCGACAACGUCGUUCAAGGAUCCAUCACUUACAACGAUGAGCCGUACGCCAAGUCGCUAAAGAGCAGGAUCGGGUUCGUGACUCAGGAUGAUGUUCUAUUCGCUCAUCUCACCGUAAGAGAAACGUUGACGUAUGCGGCUCUCCUUCGACUUCCGAGGACAAUGACCAGAAAGCAGAAGGAAGAGAGGGCCAUGAAUGUGAUCUACGAGCUCGGGCUCGAGAGGUGCCAAGAUACCAUCAUUGGAGGAUCCUUCGUAAGAGGAGUUUCAGGUGGAGAGAGGAAGAGGGUGUGCAUCGGAAAUGAGAUCAUAAUGAAUCCAUCUUUGCUGUUUCUUGAUGAACCUACAUCUGGUCUGGAUUCGACAACAGCCCUAAGAACAAUCCAAGUGUUGAAUGACAUAGCUGAGUCUGGCAAAACAGUGGUGACUACAAUUCAUCAACCAUCAAGCAGACUCUUCCAUAGAUUUGACAAGCUGAUUCUACUUGGAAGGGGAAGUUUGCUGUUCUUCGGAAGAGCAUCCAAAGCCAUGGCUUACUUUGCAUCUAUCGGAUGUGUUCCCCUCAUUGCAAUGAACCCAGCAGAGUUCCUGCUAGAUCUUGCAAAUGGCAACAUAAAUGAUGUCACUCUGCCAUCAGAAUUGGAGGAGAAAGUGCAGUCAAGAAAUUUGGGAGGCAGCACAAGAAAUGCCAAGCCGUCGCCGGAAGAUGUGCAUGAGUACCUGGUGGAGACUUACGAGACUCGAGUUGCAGACAAGCAGAAGAAGAAGCUUCUUGCGCCGCUUCCUAUAAGCGAAGAUAUGAAGAUUACAUUGUCAUCAACAAAAAGAGAUUGGGGAGCAAGCUGGUGGCAGCAGUACUCCAUUCUUUUCUGGAGAGGACUGAAAGAAAGAAGGCAUGAUUACUUGAGCUGGAUGAGGAUCACUCAAGUUCUUGCAAUUGCAGUGAUCCUUGGUUUGCUCUGGUGGCACUCAAACAUUGCGACUCAAAUAGGUCAAGAAGAUCAGGCUGGUUUGCUGUUCUUCAUUUCUGUCUUCUGGGGAUUCUUCCCGGUCUUCACAGCGAUCUUCACAUUCCCUCAAGAAAGAGCAAUGCUGAACAAGGAAAGAGCAGUCGACAUGUACAGGCUCAGCGCAUACUUCAUCGCCAGGACGACAAGCGAUCUGCCAUUAGACCUCCUCCUACCCAUCAUAUUUCUGCUAAUUGUCUAUUUCAUGGCAGGUCUGAGGCUCAGUAUCGAACACUUCUUUCUCAGUAUGCUUGUUGUCUUCCUCAGCAUUGUUGCUGCUCAGGGGCUGGGGUUAGCUAUCGGUGCCUCAUUCAUGAACAUCAAGCAGGCAACCACUCUAGCUUCAGUGACAGUGAUGACCUUCAUGCUGGCUGGAGGAUUCUUUGUGAAGAGAGUUCCUGCAUUCAUUUCAUGGCUUCGCUUCAUCUCCUUCAACUACCACUCUUACAGACUCCUCCUGAAGGUGCAGUAUGACCAUGUCCCCCCGCAUCUGAAUGUCAACCAUCUCGACAAUGGAGUCAUGGAAGUCGCUGCCAUGAUCGCCAUGGUGUUUGCUUACCGAUUCUUAGCAUAUGUUUCCUUGAGGCGAAUGAAGCUGUCGAGUUGAACUCAAGCUAAUCUCGACUGUACUAAUCCAACCCUUAGAAGAUUACUAGAAACCACUCAGUCCCAUGAGAAAGAUAUAUAUAUAUAUAUAUAUAGACUGAGUUUAGGGUUAAUGUUAGACAUGAAGUGGGCAUUAAUUCCUUAAUGGAGUCAAACUAGUUUGAGCAGCUCA
Musa acuminata subsp. malaccensis (wild Malaysian banana) is the source of this 2749-nucleotide messenger RNA. NCBI's taxonomy places the organism in Eukaryota, Viridiplantae, Streptophyta, Magnoliopsida, Zingiberales, Musaceae. The record is from RefSeq and is a predicted model, not a curated record.